Molecule: messenger RNA, 971 nt
Organism: Ostrinia furnacalis (Asian corn borer)
Lineage: Eukaryota; Metazoa; Arthropoda; Insecta; Lepidoptera; Crambidae
Product: mitochondrial cardiolipin hydrolase
Exons: 1
Coding region: 139-783 (214 amino acids)
Biological process (GO): piRNA processing
Cellular component (GO): mitochondrion
Molecular function (GO): RNA endonuclease activity producing 5'-phosphomonoesters, hydrolytic mechanism
Source: RefSeq, a predicted model, not a curated record
GAAAACUACCGCGCCGAAAGUUGGCAAAGUUUAGAAAAUGUAAAAUAUUUAGUUGAAAUUAGUAAAGUAGUGUAGAAUACUUAUUAGAAUAAAAUGUACAUAUAUUUUCUACUACCGCAGUAAUUUUUAAGUCACAAAAUGGUUCUGUCGCUGUUUUAUAGCAGGCCUUUCCUGUUAAUUGUUUCGUUUGCAUUUACAUCGCAUUAUCUUUACAAGUUCUACCAAAAGAAGGAGAAGAAGACCCGUAAAGAGAUACACGAUGUCAUUAUGUUUGAAUACAUGGAAGGAAAGUUCAGACAAAGCAAGCACUCAAGAUGCAAGAUUACCCACAGUAUGGACAAGUUGCUGGGAUACCUGGAUGGCGCUAAAAAGACCUUGGAUAUUUGCAUGUAUGUGUUGACCAAUAUGGAUGUAGCAAAUGCGGUGAUGAAGCUUCACUUCAGAGGUGUUAAAGUGAGGGUCUUAAUUGAUGCAGAUAUGGCUUACACUCAAGGCUCUAUGGUUAGAAGGUUGGAAAAACAAGGUAUUCAAGUCCGUUGGAUGAAAUCCACUAGACUGAUGCAUCAUAAGUUCUACUUGAUAGAUGCGUCGACAGAUGAUGAGCAAGUGACACCGGUGGUGAUGACGGGUUCUCUGAAUUGGACGAACCAAGCUCUUUAUGGGAAUUGGGAAGAUGUAAUCGUCACUUCACAAGAAGUUAUUGUGGAUCAGUACAAGGCCCGAUUUGAAAAGCUCUGGAAAGAGUUCAAGCCUGUGGUCGCUCCUGACUUAAAAUUUUAUUAAUUCAUAUUGUUUUGAUUUUUCUUGUUAACUAAAACAUGCCUGAUAUGAUUGGGUAUUUGUAAUUUGUUAAGUGAAAUACAAGGGUUAUCUUUAAAAGUGACAAGAUCUUUUCAGAAAAUGAUUGUGUUAAAUAAAUAAGUUAAACAAAUUAUAUCUUUAAAAAUAUAGCAAUAAACUAAUAUUAUUAA